GCAAAUGCUGCAUCUCAGAAUGCAUAUAAAAUCAACGUAUCCACAAUAGUUACUCAUUCGUUAGUUUGUGCUCACGAGGAAUACUGAACACCAUGCUCAAAUACGUGACCGUUGUGUGCGUGCUUGCCGCGCUGUGCGCUGGAGCUCCGCAGAACCCCCAGGAUGUACAAAUCCUGCGUUUUGACAGCGACGUGCAACCUGAUGGAUACAGCUUUGCGUAUGAAACCAGUGACGGCACCUCAAGACAAGAACAGGGAAAGAUUGACAAUCCCCAAUCUGAAGACGCUGCCUUAUCUGUAACCGGGGAGUACGCGUACAUUGCUCCAGAUGGAAAGCAAUACAAAGUAGUAUUCACCGCAGAUACCAACGGCUACCGACCCAAGACAACCCUCGGACAAAAGUAGUUUAAUAAAAGAAAAUAAUUAAUUACUGGUGUUAGACAGCGCGGCACGUAAAAAGAGCUCUGGCGCGCUUUACUGCACACAGUGCGAUUUAUACAUAACAAUAACAGCUUAUUGUUUUAUCAUAAUACGUAAGUGUAAUGAUGAUUAUACUAUACAAAUAUUAGCUAUAUAAAUGUUGACAUUCAAUCUCAUAAAAAUCAUCUACAGCGCAGGUUGAUCAUCGGAGAUCUUUUUACGUGAUGCGACCUUUACCUUUGACCGUGUAAAUAACUAAAAUCUUGGUCGAUACCAGUAUUCCCUUUCAACUAACAGAAUUCAAUACUCGAUCUCAGUUAUUACUGCGUAUGUGCAUCUGAUGAGAAACUGUAUCUAACUUGUGCCAUAGGAUACUUUUGUUUUUAAUUUUUACACUUUUGUAUCGAAGC
Molecule: messenger RNA, 829 nt
Organism: Pararge aegeria (speckled wood butterfly)
Lineage: Eukaryota; Metazoa; Arthropoda; Insecta; Lepidoptera; Nymphalidae
Gene: CPR23
Product: endocuticle structural glycoprotein ABD-5-like
Exons: 3
Coding region: 93-404 (103 amino acids)
Cellular component (GO): chitin-based extracellular matrix
Molecular function (GO): structural constituent of chitin-based larval cuticle
Source: RefSeq, a predicted model, not a curated record